Molecule: messenger RNA, 444 nt
Organism: Beauveria bassiana ARSEF 2860
Lineage: Eukaryota; Fungi; Ascomycota; Sordariomycetes; Hypocreales; Cordycipitaceae
Product: lectin-like protein
Exons: 1
Coding region: 1-444 (147 amino acids)
Source: RefSeq, a predicted model, not a curated record
AUGUCGUACAACGUUCAAGUUCGGGUCUUCCAGUCCGACCAUAAGACCUUCUUCUACACUGUUGAGCAGGGCGUCUGGAAGUACGCCAAUGGCGGCACUUGGGUACCGCACAACGGCGGCCAGAGACUUACCAUGGGUGGCAGUGGUACUUCUGGCAUGCUUCGCUUCCUAGCAGACGUCGGCAAGGAGAUUUUUGUCAUCGCUGUGGGCAUACACAAUAACAAGCCAUGGUGCGACAUUGUCGCCAACGUUGUCCCAGGCAACACGGCCGUUGCGAUUUUGGCCGAGUACUACAAUGACCAAGACCCGGCGAGGGUCAAGGCUAGAGAGGCGCAGAGGAGCAAGUGGUCGGCGAAGAACAACGAAGGAAGGACCAUUGAAGCCAGCUUUAGAUCUACUGAGGGACAUGACCUCAACCUGGACAUUACUAUUGGCUCGACGUAA